AUGGUCCUCGAAAAUGGCUCCAGCCCCGGCGGACCAAACUCGUUCGAUGACGUCCCACGAUCUGACGAUGACCCCUACGCCAGCAACCAGAGCCGCCCCCAGCCCAUAUCUUUCGAAAAUCUUCCUCAGCCAAUGCCCAUAUUCGGCCGUCUUUUUGGCUACAAUGAGAAAAGACUCUCCGCGUUAGUCAAUCUAAGGAUAAGUGCCGCCACAGCUACCAUCAAACGACCCCUCACCACAGAAGAAAUCGACUGCCUAACAUAUCAUUCCGCGAAACAGGCGGCGAUAAUGUCAUAUAGUUCGCCGAUUGGGUUUGCGGCAGGAGCCUGGAGGUCCUGGAACACAGCCUCCAAAUUCCGCUUUCCCUUCUUCCAACCGCCCCUCGACAAGUUCGACCCGCAGGUUUUCAUUAAUUCCAACCGGGCGUUUUUGAGGGGCAGUAGAGCUGUGAUCGUCUGGCAUGCUCUGAGGACUUUUUGGUACUGUGCUACAGGAGGGUUCAUUGCGAAUAUGUUGGUUGGGAGUUAUUCCCUGAGUGUGGCAGCUGUUGGGGAGCUUACGGACCCGCGGCUGAAGAACUUCGUAGAGGAUCUUAGAGAAGUGAAAAAGCAGCAGCUGGGCCGAUUGCCAAAUGCAAGAGGCGUUCCCGGCGCGGCGAAUACGCAUACGCAUACGGAGACGCAGGACUAUGGUGAUGCCAGUCCGACUGCCGGCAUGAAUACAGAGGGCGAUUCGGGGCUGGCCAAUGUGCGAGCUGGCAACCAUACUUCCGGGGGAGAACAACCACAAUGGAGAAGCGCACCUCCAGCGAAUUCAGCGCCCGCAAAGAAUUUCCCCACAGAGACUGAGAGCCAACCCUUCAAUAUAUGGGAUGACGCAUCACCAACCGGUGGGAGCGGCGUAUCAGCAGAUACUCGGCCCUCGCAACCCACUGGAUCGGCAUGGGACAGGAUAAGGCAAGGAGAAAGGCCAGCGGCACAACCUCCCAGAAGAUCUGGCCUCAGCGCUGGAUCACAAGGUGGAUGGCAAAGGACUGGGGAGAAUCCAGGUGAGAGACUCGCAUUUUCCUCAACCGAGGGAGAGAAGUCUCAUGAGAAGGAAGAUGCACAACGGAAAUUUGAUGCCCAGGUUGAUAGAGAGCGGAGGGGUGGGGACUUCAGUUCUGGAGCUGGCGAGCAGAAACGCUGGUAG
Messenger RNA from Venustampulla echinocandica, 1191 nucleotides. RefSeq lists its product as uncharacterized. Lineage: Eukaryota; Fungi; Ascomycota; Leotiomycetes; Helotiales; Pleuroascaceae. The record is from RefSeq and is a predicted model, not a curated record. Bases 1 to 1191 code for a protein of 396 amino acids. The transcript has a single exon.